AUGGAGAAUUUCUUUUCUCUGAGAAGUACUGGUACCACCUGGUUGAGCUCCAGUCCCACCUCCUGGGUGAUUGAUACCAUCUUUGCUUUCCUAUGUGGACUUGGGCUCUUUCUUCUGUUACUCCUCUGCUUUCAGAGUAAUCCAUCCUUACCACCAGCUAGAAAAUAUAGAAACACCAGGAAGCAUCAAGUGGAGCUGAGGAAGAGGAGCAGGAGUAAGAAGAAAAGUGGAGCUUUGAAAGCUUGCAGAAAUUGCCUGAAAGAACUGGAGGGAGCUCGCAGCCUGAUUUCACUUUUGCAAAGCUGCCUGGUGAGGCUCCCUGACAAGGGUGGCUUUCAUCAGCCCUUAUGUCAAGAUCCCCCUGGUGAGGCGUACAAAGCAGUGCCUGCUGGAGCCUACCAGCCAUGCGGGGAGCCUGUGGAUGUUGCUGCUCCUGCUGUGUCCUUGCUGGCUACCCCAGUUCCUCUGACCCAACGCCCUCUACUUCUUGGCCCAAAGACCUCUUCAGUUUCUGUUCAUUCCCACUCAUCUCUGAGUGCCUCUUGGACACCAGAGCCUUUACUUCCCCUAGGCAGCCUUUUACCCCAGCCACUUGCUCUUUCCCCUCCCCCACCACAUCCCCUUAAUUCAGAGGCCUGUCAUCCACCUCUGACAGCCUCUUCUGCCCCACAACUUCCAGACACCAUUCUGACUCUUCCUCAGUGUGACUCAAUGGCACUCCCACUGGGCACCAUUACACAGAGGUCAUCUAAUACCCCAUGGUCAGCUUCUCUUAUCCCAGCCACCUCAGGCCUUGGCCACUCAAGCUGUCCCAUUUCAGCCCUGUCUUGGUGGCACACCACUGGCAAAGCCUUGUGCCUCUCAACCUCAUCAAAUUAUGAGUCUCAGCAAGAACACCUUUCCCACCACUCACCAGAGGCCUCAUUCUGGGGAAACCCCACCAACAGAGAAGUAGGAGCUGCUAACCCCUCUUUGCUCAGCUCUGAUGACCAGAAGUUCCUGGAGAUACAAGUCACAAAGGGAGUCAAGAUCAACAUUUGGAAAGAAAAAGAAAAAGAUGGAUCAUAUCCAAAACAAAUGAGCCCAAACUACCAUCUGAAUUCUUUGGGGAAUAUGUUGAAAUCACUGGGUGCUGAGCAGAAAACCACAAGCCCCCAACACUUCUGGAGCACAAAAGGCAAACCAGAGCAGUUGCCUAGUCCUCAGCAGCUCUCAUAUCCUAAGGUUUUGGGGCACCAUUUACAGCAGAAAUAUAACCAGCUUUUCUGGGGUCUCCCCUCUCUACACAGUGAAUCUCUGGUGGCUACUGCCUGGAUCUCUGAGAGCUCUUCAGCACUGCAGUCUCCUUCUUUCUUAUUCAAUGGAAUUUCAAGUGACUACCCAGUUCAAAUGCAGGCUAAACUAUCUCCACUGCUUUCCCAGUCCAAACCCCUGUCCCAACUGGGGUUCCAAUCUCAACCCUUGAUUUCAGCCAUACCUCAAUUCCAACCCCCACCACUGGCUCAGAUCCUGACCCAAGAUCAUCUCCAAUCCUCCCUUCCAAUCCUAUCACCUUCUUCCUCACCCCAGAUCAGGACCUGUCAAAUAUCUUGCCCUACAGCCCAGGAUAAGUCACAAUCUCUCAUCCCAACUGAGAUUCAACAUCCAGAAUGGCCUUUGCAUGAGCAACUAGAAAGUGGGGGUUUAUCCUCUGUAAUCAAAAGAUCUCAAGAGGUCUUUAAUGUCUUCACUUCUAACCUUCCUGAAGACAGCUGGGUGGUCUCCAUCCUUCCUGAGAAUUUUCCAAUCAGUCCUGAGCUCCGUAAGCAACUGGAGCAACACCUACAAAAGUGGCUCAUUCAACACCAUUGGGAGCUGCCCCGUAAGAUCCAAGAGUUUCUGGAACUAAGGCAGCUUCAGGGUGAAUUAUCAGGGACAUGUCAGGCAAAGGGCAAGCAUAGACCCUCACAGCUCUCUGCAUUUGCAGGAAGCAGCAAGGAGACACAGAAAGUGGGGUUCCAACUAAGCCAGGGCAUGGGCAAGGGCCUGGGGUAUAUUUUGGGGAAGGUCCCAAAAGAUCUCUUCCAGGCCUCAGAGAACUCCCUAAUGAAGUUUCAGGGAGUGGGCUCUGGGGAAUCAGAAAGUGACUUGGGGCUGUCACAGAGUGAAUCAGGAAGUAAUUUACUAAGGAGCUUAGAUACGAAUCUAGAAAACAUCUUGAAAAGAGGUCAUUUGGGCAGGAAGUUGGGGCAGAUCAGUGAGUGUGGGUCGGUGAGUAUGUGCCAAUCCUGUCUUGCUGUCAACCAUGCUUUUCCCAAGUCCAACACUGACAUGGAAAUCAGAAAUCUAGGAAUCUUGAAGGGUUGGGGACCAUAUGUGAACACCUUCCACAGGGUUUCCUUCCUCCAUCCAGACAUUCAAGAAGUUCUGGAAGCACAUAUUAUAAGGUUUUGGGUGAGGCACAGGUGGGGUCUACCUCUCAAGGUCCUCAAACCCAUAAAUCUCUUGAUGAAAAAGGUUCAACCCUUGCCCAUUCUUCAGUUUGCCUCUACCUCCUCAGCCACCCGUGUGUCUGGGGCCCCCUCAAUAGUCAAGUUUGCUGAAUUCCUGGGAAAACCUCCUCAGGCAUGUCUGGGAAAGAAGGCAAUAACAGAAGAGUCAGUUUCCACCCUGGAAAGGCCUCCCCUUGCUCCUUCACCUGCGUAUGAGGAAAUCCAGAGGGCGCUGGGAAGGGCCCCAUCUAGUGACAACCAGGGGCCCUUAAAAGCCUCUCUGAUUGGACAGGAGGACAGGCCACCUUCUCAGUCCCUCACACUCAACUUCAUGGGCAGAACUUGGCAGAGUGGUUCUGCAGAAUGCAUUGAGAGGAGCAGCCUAGAGUUGAGUCCCAGUUCAGCAAUGACCAGGAAUGAGCCAAGAGAGAAGAGUGUGGAUUUGACCUCACAAGACCCCUGUCAUAGGGUAGCAAUGCUGGAGAUGAACUUAGGAUCCCAAUGUUUUAGUGCCGAAAAGGACAGCGAGGCAGUGGAACCAAUGUGCUUGGGAACCAAUGUGCUCACAAAAUCCCAAACCAUAAAUGUGCAUAUGGGGAGUUUAAAUACCAGUAAAAAACUUUCUAGAAUGUCUGUUUUCCAAGGUCCUGGAGAGUCAUGCCUUAAUGAAGAGGAAAGUGAAUUUAAUUCCAAAGUGAAUACAAAGUCAGAGAACCAACCUCAAGACUGUUCUACACACAUGCUCCUUGCUGCAGACAACUUGGCUUCUCAGGUGCCACAGUGUCAUCCCCAGAGAGUGCCUACUGGAGGCAAGGUAGCUUCCCAGAUGCUAUAUGGCUUCACAGCAGACCAAAGGAGCUGCCUAAGGCAGCAAGAGCCCAUGAUAUCUAAACUUCGGGACUCAUGGAAGAACCAGUGCAAGAUGACUGUCCCUACUUGUAAGAGAGAGGACUAUAGGAGGCUCAACUCAGGAAAUGAAGAACGGUUUGAGGAAUUGAGGACCUCUCAAGCUGAGUGUAUGAGUCACCCUGCCCCAGUCAGGGGAAUAGUAGAUUCUUUUAGGAAACGAUACUUCCAGCUCCUGCCAGAGAAGAAACAGGGUCCUCCCGAAAGCCUCUUCGGAAAAAGGAUGAGGCGCUUUUCUCAAUGGAUUUUCCCCAAUGAAAAAGACAAAGGUCAGAAUGCUCUACAGAAAUAUAAGCCAAUAACUACCCAGAACCAAGGACCAGUCAAAAGCAAAUCAAUUAUGGCCAGUGAGACUCAUGAGUCUCAGGCACUCAUGACAGCUGUUGGACAGAUUAUAGAGGAGAAAAUGGCAAUUCAUCAUGGACUUCAUGCCACAAAGUUAAAUGAGCACAACCAGGAACUCCAAGCACCAGUAUGUGGGUGUUUCCACUACCACAGACUUCCCUUCUACCCAGAGCAAGGGAGAAUAAUGAAUUAUACAGCCCACAGUCACCAAGCCACCUCCAAGGACCAGAGAAGCUCUAUCAGGGAAAGGCAGGUCAGACAUCGGCUGUCCUUGAAAAGUGUAAGAUUCAAGGAUGAGCAGCUGGGCCUGAAGCACCUCCCAUCCUCGCCUCCCAAGAAGACUUUGUCUCCAGUCAGUCCCUGCCAGUAUGGGCCAAGGAUGCCAGGUGUCCCAAGCCACCAUCAUCACUGCCCACGGCACUGUCUUCUUCAGGAAGGGAUCUAG
Odobenus rosmarus divergens (Pacific walrus) is the source of this 4167-nucleotide messenger RNA. It is a transcript of the gene SPATA31A3, whose product is annotated as SPATA31 subfamily A, member 4. The record is from RefSeq and is a predicted model, not a curated record. NCBI's taxonomy places the organism in Eukaryota, Metazoa, Chordata, Mammalia, Carnivora, Odobenidae. The transcript is spliced from 4 exons. The coding region runs from base 1 to 4167 and encodes 1388 amino acids.